This is a messenger RNA of Gracilinanus agilis (Agile Gracile Mouse Opossum), 792 nucleotides long. It is a transcript of the gene TMEM207, whose product is annotated as transmembrane protein 207. Lineage: Eukaryota; Metazoa; Chordata; Mammalia; Didelphimorphia; Didelphidae. The transcript has 5 exons. Bases 99 to 509 code for a protein of 136 amino acids. The record is from RefSeq and is a predicted model, not a curated record.
GGAGCAUGAUCCAGAGGGCAAUACCUGAAUUCUGAAGCUGGGGAAGACACGUUCGACCACCAAGCAUCAAGCUAGCCCAGGACCUUCCUUGAUCAGUUAUGUGGCCACCCGAAAGGGCAAGUCUCACCUCACUGCUCUCAAGGUCUGGAGCCAUUGGCUUGACGUUCAUUCAGCAACCUUCUAGAUGUGUGAGCUCAGAUGAACAACCCCUCAAUGGCUGGUACAUCUGGUGGCUAAUGCUGCUCUCGCUGAUCUCCAUCAUAUGCUGCAUGGUCCUUAUCUGCCUCCACUGUUGGCUGAAGAGAUCCCAUUCCAGGUCCUCUGGGCGCACUGUGGCAGUGUUUGCUGUCAGCGACAUUGAGUCCAUUUCUGGCACAGAAUCAGUGACCAAUCCAACAGCAAGACUUGACCUUCAUUCUCCAGACCCUGAGCUUUAUUCUGGGUCCUGUAUUAUCCCUUUGGGCCCCCCACCUCCCUAUGAAGAUACCCAGAAGACAAGCAGAUUGUAACCAGGAGCAUCUUUUGUAAGAACCAAAGGUUUUUCUCCUCCCCCACCAGCCAGUCCACUAGAGGGUCAGUCUUCCACUUUUAGUCUUCUUAGCCCAGACUUCAUAAGAGGCUAACAUAAUAGGCAAAUAGCUCAUCUUCUAAUGUGAUAUUGCCCAAAGGAGAACAAAAGAAAAAAAGGAUGCCCAGUCUCUGGCACUGUGCUUGAAUGAAAGGAAGACUAGUCCUGGCUGUUAGGUCACUCCCUAUCAGGGGAGUCAUCACACACACACACACACACACACA